Messenger RNA from Schistosoma haematobium, 4454 nucleotides. Its product is annotated as carboxypeptidase C prc1. The transcript has 8 exons. Lineage: Eukaryota; Metazoa; Platyhelminthes; Trematoda; Strigeidida; Schistosomatidae. The record is from RefSeq and is a predicted model, not a curated record. Gene Ontology annotation, cellular component: cytoplasm; spindle; mitotic spindle midzone. Bases 67 to 1830 code for a protein of 587 amino acids. Gene Ontology annotation, molecular function: microtubule binding. Gene Ontology annotation, biological process: mitotic spindle midzone assembly; microtubule cytoskeleton organization.
GCAAAAAGCCGCGCAGUGUAUGGUCCGAUUUCCUCUGACCUUUCGUCGUCGUAUCAGUAAAUACUAAUGGAAACAGAAGGAUUGGAAAACGAAUUAAUUCAAUCAAUUCGACCUAGUUUAAAUGAAUUAUUACGAAUAUGGGAUUAUGUGGGUUAUAAUAAGUUGGAACGUUCACAACGUCUAAAACAUUUUGUUCAAAAACUUGAAACUGUCCUAUGCGAAGUAAUUAAAGAAGAGAAUUCUGCACGUCUUAUGAUGGAACAAAAAAUUGAAUUAAGACGUAGAGAAAUCGCUGAUAUGUGUCAACAAUUAGGUUUGGCACCAUUCCUACCUGAACGUGGACUUACUUCCAGUGAAUUAAUGAGAUCAUUGGAUGAAAAAGCGGAAGAAUUAAUUCAGCAGAAAAGUGCCCGAUGUGAACGUUAUUGUUGGUUACGAUCGAAGAUAUUACAUUUAGAUAAUUUAUUGGGUGGUGACCAAAUAUCGGAUAUUACAAAACAUAAGCUUGAUAUAGAUUUUCACACUACCUUCCCACCGAUUAUAAAAUUUUUUGGACAAUCGAAUUGUAUUGAUCAAAAUAACACGGAUAAAAAUGGUCAUUCAAAUGAAUAUGAAAGUUUAGAUCCUUCGCUAAUUUCGUCUAUUCAAACAUUACCAGAUCAAAUAAAUAUUGAAAAGCUUACUAAAAUUUAUGAAGAACUACAAUCAAUUUAUACACCUUUAGCUAAUCAACACGCUGCACUUCGUGAAGAUAUUGCUCGUGUUGCAGCUGAUAUUUUCUAUCAACCACAAUCAGAUAAAGAGGCUGAAAUUUUAACGAUUGUUGGAUUAAAACAUUUAUGCAAAAAUGGUAAUUCAAUUUCAACUCCUGGUGUAGUUAGACGAGCUAAUGAUGGAACAAAUUGUGUUAUGCCUAUAUCUACACCUAGUGAAAACUCAGAAGUCACUACAAAUGGUUUAGAUAAUAACCAUGAUACAUAUGAACCUGUUGUAAAUAAAGAGGUACUUAGAUGGUUAACUGAUUGGCGAUUAAGAUUAGUCAAAGAGAAAGCUCGUUUAGUUGGUACUUGUGAAGAAUUAAGAGCUUACCUGUUACAAAUGUGGAAACGAUUAGAUAAACCGGAAUCAGAACAAAAAGAAUUCCUGGAAAUGCAUUCUGGUUAUAAACCUGAAACACUGGAAGCACUUCAGGAAGAAGUUGAUCGAUGCCAACAAAUGAAAUGGGAAAAUAUGCAAACAUAUUUAACUCGUCUUGAAAGUGAAGCUCUACGAUUGGCUAGUUUAUGUUGUGUAGAUGAGAAAAUUAUUCAACUACCAAAUGACAGUGAUAAACAAGAUCCAGAAAUAUUAAUUAAUCACUUAGAGACUAUAUUAGAACAAUUAAACCAGACCUAUUAUUUAUAUCGUCCUGUCUAUGAAUGUAUUGCAGUAUAUGAAUCGUCUUGGAAACAAUUAAUUGAUGUUGAAGCUCGUUUAAAAGAUCCAUCAAUAUUUUCUAAUCGUGGUGGUAUUUUAUUAAAAACAGAAAAAGAGAAAAAACGUCUAUUGAAAGAAGUGGAACGUACUGAAAAAGAGGCAAUAUCAGCUAUUGAACAAUAUGAAUUGAAAAGUUCAUCACAUUUUCUCUUAUCUAAUGGUAAAACAUUUACUGAACAUAUUAAUGAAAGAUGGAAUAAUUAUAAAACACUUAAAGAUACAUCAAAAUCACGUCGUUCAAUUGUUCCAACCACUAGUAAUAAUAGUAAUUCAGCUAUCAGUAAUAAUAAUACCGGUAAUACAACACGUCCAACUUCAGCUAAUCUAACAGGAUCACCUGUAGCUCACACUUAGUACUUAUUUCAUUGAAUGGAAAACACUAACUUUUCAGUUUUUCCCAUUUCGUUGUACAUACACACGCAUAUAUAUAUAUAUAUAUAUAUAUAUAUAUAUAUAUAUAUAUAUAUAUAUAUCAAGUAAACGCUUACAGACAAGCCUUUACUUCUCAUAUACAUUUAAUUUUGUAGGCUGUGAAUCCAACUUUGAAAACACCAAUAAACAGGGGUUUACAAGAUUGACAGAUAAUGAAAGGAACAUUGAAUAUGGUUUCAUAUGUAAAUUCCUAUUUUUCUUUCUUUUUCUUUAUGUUUUAUUAUCUUUCUUCACAUAGUUUUUAAUUACUUUGCUUAAUUUUGUUGUUUUUAUGUGUAAAAAGUGGUCAUUUGAAUCAAUAAUGGCUACCUACUAUAUAUAUACAUAUAUAUAACACCAAUCAGCUGAUCUAAUAACUACUUUUCAAUAAAACAUGAUUGUAUUUAUCGACACUUAUUACCUAGUUGAGUUUAUUCUGAAAUGAGAAUUCAUAUUUAUCUCAUAUAAUCUUUUCUAUUGUGAGAAAAUAAUUUCGGUUGGGGUUAUUAUCUUUGUUGCUGUCCUCAGUAUACAUUCAAAAAAAAACAGCCAUAGAAUGUGUGUUAUUCACUUAAUUUGACGCUUUCAAUUUCUGUGAAAAAGUUUAAUUCUAUUGUGCAAUAAAUAAAUUUGGAUUUUUGUUUGUUUCAAAUGUAACCUACUACUUUUUCUGUGUGUUGUUAUCAAUGAAGUAUGUUUUUUGUUUGUUUCAUUUUCUUUAUAUUUUUCUUUUAUCUUAUAUGUGUGUAUGUGCAUGCGUGUGUGUGUGUGUAGAUGUUUAUCCUUGGUUCAAUUUGAUAAUUAAUUAAUAGUUCAAAAACCAUUUCAAACAUUCACUCAUUUGGUUUUCAUCCUUCAUUUCGAAUGAAUUGGCUUGUUGUAUACUAACUGACUUGUCGUUCAUGAACAGAAUAUAUUAGAAUAAUAAUAAUAAUAAACACUGUUUUGCUUGUAGUAACUGGGGUGCUUUUCUGUUUCUAUGACCUUGAGUAGAAAUUAAUUUUAGUAGAUAAAUGCGUAAAUUAAUUCAAUUUUAAUCCAUCAGUUAUUUAAGUUAGUUACUGUUGAGUCGGCUUCCGGAGAACUUCAACGGAGCCUACAGCGGCCCAAAAGGAGCCGAAGAGUCCUAGCCAAUCAGAGUAUGAUGGAACAUUCUAGAAUUCCAACGUGGCGUGCUACUAUUGGUCGGUAGCAUAAUAUGUCGUUAACGGAUUGGCUGAAAUAUGAUGUUGAUUCAACAGAAGCCAACAUCUAUAAAUACCCAUGAUUUUCUGUACAAAAAUGAACCUUAGGAUAAAGUACUUGUGUCUUCUCUCUGAUGUUCAAGUCGCUGUGUAGUUCUAGACUGCGGGUUACCAGAAUAGCUUAGGGAAACGAAUAUAGCGUUCGAUCGACAAGACUUAUCAGUUACUUUUCUAUGAACAGUAGUAUUAAUGGAAUGGUGAACUGAUGAAUACACUACAAUUGUAGCAUUUAGAACAGAAUGAAAUCCAUUGUAGUAAUGUAUAAUACAUUCGACUGUUAAAUUAGUUUUGAAUUAUUCAGAUAAUUGGUAGAGUUUUCGUUUAUGAUGAAUGGAUAUUGGCUUGACUGUCAUUCCAAAAAUAGAAAACAUUAAACAGUUGUUUUAUACAUGUUUAAAGUUUCUCAGCAACGCGCACUAAAAGCUAUUUGUAGGAUUGAACCCAGAAUAUUUAUGUCUCUCGACAAAUACAAUAAUUUUAAUCUACUAAGUUCAACUUCUAUGGUCCAUAUUUUAUUGUUCACCUGAUUUGUAAUAUAACUCCACCACAAUGAGCUAAUGGCUACCAUAAUGGAAAGUAUAAAUGUUCAGACUUUGUAAGUUGAGAUUUAGUCAGGCCAACUAAACUGUGGUUUGCUGGUGAAGCUUCCAUUUGUUUGACUAGUUCAUUGUCAUCCCGUCGAGAAAAGUAUGAACACACUUAUGGAUUCAUUAUCAUAACAUUUUCAUGGCUAUCUCAUAUUUUAUGGCAAUGAAAUUGGUCACCGGUAUUUUGUACCUGACCAAGUGGUUGGGCAUACCAUGCUAGUGUAUUUGUGACCUUGCAAAUUACAGCAGAUACUUCGUGUGACCAGAGCUCAAGUUUAUGAAGUGAGAUCUUUCAGAUGCUGUAUAACUUAACACAUGGACAGCCUUCAUUUUGCCUACAGGCAUCCUUUUCGAAUACAUCCCAUGAUACUAUCGAAUCAGAGGUGUGAGCAUUACUAUUUAUAGGUAAACCAAGUAAAUAUGAUUAGUGGAAACUUUCACGUAUCUGGGCAACAUCGAUGAACAUGGAGGAUCUGAUGCAGACGUAAAGACGAGGAUUGGCAAAGCAAGGGCAGUAUUCCUGCGGUUGAAUAACAUAUGGAACUCAGAACAACUGUCAACUAACAUCAAAGUUAGAAUUGUCAUUACAAACAUCAAAUUUAGAAUUGUCAUUACAAACAUCAAGACAGGCGUACUGUACGGAGCUGAAACUUGGAGAACUACCGCAAUCAUUAUCAAAGAAGGACAAGUAUCUAUGAACAGUUAUCUACACAAGAUACUCAAUGUCCGUUUGUCG